CGAUUUGGUGAGCCACGAAGAAGAAGAAUGAGACAUGCGCAUCAGUGCUGGAAGCUGUACGAAAUACAUGGCGUUUAGUUAUGUUAUUACAAGUGGUUGGUGGUAGAAAGUCUUUGAUGAAGCUUUAUGCACACGCAAGACUUUCUUUCUGUUUGUGCCGAUGAAAUAUUGGAGGCUUCCGUAUUAUCCACCCGUCUCCAUCUAUUAGUCCCGUGUGGUGUGAGUGUAUUAGUGGACUUGUCCUCAAAGACGUUUACUUUACGUGCUUCAGAAUUGCCUUGUUGAUAACACUGGAAUUUAAAAUGGCCAGCUGUGCUUGGUCAGAAAAAAUGCUCCAUCUCCUCCGCCGAAUGAAUAGCUUUUAUAUGCCAGGUUCCUGUCGUGCUAACUGCUUCAGGUUUGAGAUAGACGAGGUACAAGUAGGUUGGAUCCCUCCCAAUGUAGCUUCACUGUUGACACGAUAUCCAGAGGUGUUCGAUGCGCCACAAGAUGGCGCAGUGUCACUGUGUCACAGUCUGGACUCAUACGAGAGGAGAUCUGAGGCUGUGGAUGCCGUCCUGCAAACUCUGAGACAGGAAGCGUCCCUAACCUGCCUGAAAGGAUGGAGAGACGAGAAGUACAGUGUGAUGCCAAAAUUCUCUGACUCCCCUUUGAUGUGCAUGGAAAGAGCUGCUACAAGUCUUUUUGGGGUGAAGCGAUAUGGAGUCCACCUCAACGGUUACACUGUCAGUGACAGUGGGGACGUCAGCAUGUGGUUGGCACGACGCUCCCCCACUAAGCAGACGUACCCCGGACUGCUGGACAAUGUGGCAGCAGGUGGUCUGGCUGCUGGUUUCGGCAUCAAACAAACGCUGGUCAAAGAAUGCCAGGAGGAAGCGUGUAUCCCAGCAGCUAUUGCUGACAAGGCUCAUUCUGUAAGCACAGUAAGCUACACCUACUAUGAUGAAGAUGGGGUGUUUGCAGAAAGUCAGUUUGUCUUUGAUUUGGAACUUCCUCUGGAUUUUAAGCCCAGCGUAGGGGAUAGAGAAGUGCAAGACUUCUACCUCCUGCCAAUAGACAAGGUAAAAGAACUGCUGGCCACUGAUGACUUCAAACCCAACUCUGCUAUGGUGGUCUUGGACUUCCUCAUUAGACACUCAUUUAUUGAGCCAGACACAGAGCCAUGCUAUCAAGAAUUUGUGGCAGGACUCCAUCAGACACUCGAGUGAAGCCGAGGACCAAGCCCACUGUCAGAGUCCACAUACUGUGUACAUUGCUGUUUACAUUUAUGCUAGCAGAACCAACCGAGUGUGGCACCCACCGUCUGAAACAGUGCUGAGUGAUCAAAGUGGUUCACAUGGUGACAGGUGAACGGAGUGCUGCACCUUUUAACAGCAUGAUUAGACUUAGACUAAACUAUCCAUUUCUUUAUUAUCUGAAGAAGCUGAAAAGAAGCAGGGAGCUCUACAAACCACUGACAGAGAGCUCCUCAGCUCCCUCUUUAACUCUUUAAUGAAUCUGAAAUUUCACCCACUCACACACGGCUUCCUCUGUAGCUUGUAUUAGGGGUUCAGCUACAUCAGUCCUCUCUUCAGUCUCUUUUCUCUCAGAUCACUUUCUGCUGCUCCCUCUUAAACUCCCUCAAUGCUUUCAGUAUAAGCACUAGGUUCAUGUUCUCCAUGUUGUUCCCAAGAUCAAGAAUUAUUUUAGGAUGAUUACAGCUUAGAUUUUCUUAUCCAAGUUAUCUUGUCAAGCAACAUUUACUGUACAAGAGAUAAUUAAACAUGUUUCAAAGUGA
Scatophagus argus is the source of this 1777-nucleotide messenger RNA. It is a transcript of the gene tpk2, whose product is annotated as thiamin pyrophosphokinase 2. NCBI's taxonomy places the organism in Eukaryota, Metazoa, Chordata, Actinopteri, Scatophagidae. The coding region runs from base 303 to 1208 and encodes 301 amino acids. The record is from RefSeq and is a predicted model, not a curated record. Gene Ontology annotation, molecular function: 8-oxo-dGDP phosphatase activity. The transcript is spliced from 8 exons.